This is a messenger RNA of Centropristis striata (black sea bass), 7210 nucleotides long. RefSeq names its product pleckstrin homology, MyTH4 and FERM domain containing H3 (gene plekhh3). NCBI's taxonomy places the organism in Eukaryota, Metazoa, Chordata, Actinopteri, Perciformes, Serranidae. The record is from RefSeq and is a predicted model, not a curated record. The transcript is spliced from 13 exons. The coding region runs from base 491 to 2848 and encodes 785 amino acids. Gene Ontology annotation, cellular component: cytoskeleton. Gene Ontology annotation, biological process: signal transduction.
UCAGAAGUCAGACAGUAGGUGUUUUACAGAGGUGCGCGCUUCACUUUACCCACUAAAUGUGUUCAUAAAACGCCGACAGCCACAGUGUCGCUCUUGUUCAGCGCAUUCAACUUGACGUAUUCACAACCUACAGUGCUAUUGUUCGGAGACUAAAGUAGUUUUUGUACUUUUAGUCGUGCGAAGUUGUUCAAACAGGGACAGCAAGGUGUCCUGAGCGAGGGAGUCCUGGAAGAAGGGGAGGAUUUUCCUUAAACCAGUUCUCUGUUGGGUUUUGCUGGAGCAUGACUGCUGUCAUGUACAUACGCUAUUUGACAGAAAGGAGAGAGUAGGACGCUUAUGCUACCCUUCAUCCUCCUCGCUGGAUAUCUAUGGAGAGGCUGUCCCGUGUGCUCUCACGCAGCUCUUGGAGUUACUUGCGGCCGAGACAGCACCGUGAAUGUUGAGUUCACCGACCUGGAUAGCAGAAGACGACACACUUAACCUCAUUUGAAUGCCUUUGCAAGGAGUUUGCUGGUUUCUGUGCUGCAGGCAGGGCUUCAGUUUGCUCGGACGGGACUAUGGGGAGAAAGAGGAGGAAGAGUCUUUUGAGUUGCGCAACAAGGAGGACUUGACUCCCAAUGGACGGAGUCCAGCUGAAGUGACUGUUUCUCAACCAACUCGCACAGCCAAUGGAACAAAUGGGCACACUGUCUCAGGGGCGCCUGAGGAGAUGAAGAGCCUGAUCAUCGAGAAGAAUAAGAUGGGCUUGGAGGAAGAGCCUGAACUGCUGGUCAAAGGGUGGCUGUUGCGAGAGGUGCGGGGAAACUGGAUCAAGCAGCGCCGGUACUGGUUUGUGCUGAGCCAGGACUCCCUGGACUACUACACCGGACCAGAGAAAGGAGCACGCAGACUGGGCACGCUGGUCCUCACCAACCUCUGCUCCGUCAUCUGGCCAGACAAGCAGACAUACAAGGAAACUGGCCACUGGAGCAUCACAGUAUACGGCCGGAAGCACUGCUACAAGUUGUACACCAAGCACUUCAACGAGGCUGUGCACUGGGCAUGUGCCAUCCAGAAAAUCAUUGAUACCAAAGCACCAGUGGAAACACCAACACAGCUCCUGAUUCGAGACAUCGAGGAGAAUAAGUUCAACCCUGAGGUAGUGGAGCACAUGUACCAGCACAAUCCCAUCCUGAAGUACACCCAGGGCCCCCUGUACGCUCCUCUGCUGCCCUUCCCCUACGGCAGCCUGGAGCACACAUACCACAGUGGUAAAGGCUACGGCUCGGUACGUGAGGAGGCCGUGAAGCUCUUCAACUGCCUGCAGCAGCUGGAGUCGGCGCGGGAGCCGGUUCCCAUCAUCCAGGGCGUGCUGCAGACCUGCCUGGACCUGCGGCCUCUCCGCGACGAGGUCUACUGCCAGUUAGUGAAGCAGACCAGCUACACGCCUGCCCCGUACACUGCCGCACACCUCCGCUACUGGCAGCUUCUCACCUGCAUGAGCUGCACCUUCCUGCCCGGGCCCACCGUCCUCAAGUACCUGCGGUUCCACCUCAAGAGGAUCCAGAGCCAGAGUCCCGAGUCUGAGAUGGAUAACUAUGCGUCAUUCAUCAGCGAGGCUCUAGAGAAGACCAAGUGUCGGGAAUGUGUGCCAUCCUGGGAGGAGAUCCAGAUGCUGAUGAGCCGACAGGAGAUGCUGUGCACUGUGCACUAUCCUGGCCCUCUCUCCUGCCAGCUCUACAUCAGCUCACACACUACCGCCAAUGAGGUGGUCCGAAGGAUGCAGGAGAAGCUCGGCCUGCAAGACAGCAAAAACACGUUUGCACUGUACGAGCAGAAUGCACUGUGGGAGCAGCCGAUUGCAGGCGGCGCUCUGAUCGCUGACAUCCUGACCAGCCUCUCCACCAAGGAGUCAGAGUCUAAAUCCCAAUGGAAACUGUGUUUCAAGCUCUACUGCCUGUUGGAUGCUGACGGCAUAUCAGUGGACAGCAUUGAGUAUCUCUUCCUCUUCGAGCAGUGCCAUGAGAUGGUGGUGCGUGGCCAGCUGCCAGCCUGUGAAGAAGACCUGCAGGCCUUAGCUUCCCUGAGGCUUCAGUGUCUAAUGGGUGACUUCAGCACUCAUGCACCCUGCCCACCUCUGGACGAGCUUUUUCCAGGUCACGUGCUAGAAGCUCGAGUCCUCAUGUCCCUUACUGCACCCCAAACCUUGCCCCCUUGUCAAGUGGCGGCUCAGGGCUGCCCCACGACGCAACGCUUCCCGUCGGGCCUCCUGUCAGGGACGCUGUGGAGCCACACAGCGACGGCAGUGCACAAACAAAAGGUGGAGCAGGACAUGCGCCUGCGGAGCCGGCUGAAGGAGGAGGCAGCAGCUGUCAUGGGAUCCAUCUUGGAGCGCUGGAAAGGUCUGGCAGGCUACAGCCGCAGGGACAGCAUGGCUGCCUACCUCACAAUUGCACGCCAGUGGUCGGGCUUUGGAUGCACUCUUUAUGAAGUGGACUUUUAUAUUAGUUCGACAGGGAGUUUUUCCCAGAAGUUGUGGCUGGGUGUAGCUGCUACAUCCGUGUCUCUGUAUCGGCAGGGAGAGGCAGAAGCGCUGGAGUCCUUCCCCUAUGGCCAGAUCUGUUCUUAUGGCGUAUCUGAUAGCAACACCUUCAAGAUCACAGCAGGGGAUCGGGAUUUGAUGUUUGAAACCACCAAGCUGACUGAGAUCAUGCAGCUGAUGAAUGCAUAUUUCAGUGCCAUCCAUCGCCAGCGAGGGAAAGGGGAAGAUACGGACAUCACCAUCAGAGAAAGCACAGAGGUGGGAUUCCGUUGCCUGGCCUCGACGCGCACACCCACCCUCCUGGAGCUGCCCUCGCACCCAGUUUGAGAGGGACCAUACCCGGGCAACCCCCCCCCUCCCCCCCCCCCCCCUCCUCAAACCCCCCACUGUCCUCCUCCACGUGGCCCCUAUGAGGCCCAGCCCCAGUCCUCAGGACACCACGCCUCCUCCGCUGGGAACGGCACGGCAGCCAAAACAAAGAGAGGGCUGUUUUCGCUCCCCAUCCGUGAAAAUAAACCCUUGCUGAGCUUUCCAGCUGAAGGAGCUGGCCGAUGGAGGAGGGAGGCAGCCGAAGAGGGGAGGAGAUGUGAAGGCAAGGGGGUUCUGUUUUGCAAGUGAGGCCAGAAACCCACAGAAACCAAUGCGGUUGCUGAUGAGCUGUCACACACCCUCCGCCCCAUCCUGUCACGCAACCACCUCUGUUACCCUACAUGGCAACACCACCCCCCUCAGUCCAGACCCCCUUGACGAUGUGAGACGUUGGCAUGAGUCUUACUACAUCAGGGAGAGAAAGCAUCACAAGUGUUAGGAUUUCUGGCAACAAAAAGCUGUGGUACUCUUCUCGUGAAGGUAUGGCUCGGAGUGAAAGCACUACUCUCCCUUUCUCGAAGUGUGCCAUAUUUGUAUUGCCUUUUCCUAGAAGGCAGUCGUCCCUCGUGCACUGCUGGAAUAGUGUUGAGAACAUUCAGUGACACACACCCCCUCUCUCUUUCACACACACACACGUACACAGUCGCUCACUCUCUCACGUGCCCUUAUGCUGACAUGUUCAUCAGAGACAGUCCGUUUUCAUAAGGUCCCAGACGGGUUUGCAUUACCUGGAACUGUUGAUGCAGUGAGCCAUGUGAACUUGGAACUGGAAACAGAUGUUGAACUCUGCAGCUAAGUCACUUUGGCUGCCAUUGCCAUAUACAGUAGACUUUUACCUAUGGGAGUGUGUGUGUGUGUGUGUAUGUGUGUCUGUUUGAUCAACAGAACCAUUUCCUGGAUUACACUUUCAGGAUCUGAUUUUUGUCUCACAGAAACCAAAGGAUUUUGGAGCUGUUUGUCUACAUUGUUUCCACCAAAUGCUCUCUUGUGUCCUUUGUUGUGCUGCUUGUCUUGGCUGUAAUCCUCGACACGAAACUUGGUUAACACUUGACUGAUUUAAUAAUUUUGCUUAUGUCAGUUACUGUCCUAAUGCAGCUCUACUCUGCUGAAAAUAACAGGUGCUUCUCUGUUUAUUAUUGGUAUUUUUUAUAAUGUAUAUAUAACGGAAGAAAUUUAGUACACAGACAAAUACCCCUAGUCAGAGAUCUGAAUCAUUUAAGAAGUAACACCAUGCAGUUCCCCCUCUGUUCCAUGCUGUUUAAACAAACACCUUUUUAAUCAGGCCAUAGAUGCUUUUGUAGUAUUAUUUAUGCAAACUUUGCAAUUUUUUACUGUUCUUUACGUCUUAAAUGCAGACCCAGAUGUAUUUUUAAUGAGGUUAACCAAAAGCCAUAAGUGCUUUUGGUUCUGCGCCUUACAGCAGUUCAGAUGUGUAGAUCCUGUGUAGCUCUGUCUUUAUCUUCGCUGUUUUAGUAUUCUUGUGAAGCCAAAGUUUCGCCAAGACAUGGGUUUGAGCAUGGACCAAAGAUGUGUUUUUCUAAAUAAACUUUUAUAACAAGAAAUUAUCCCAAAGCAGACAGAUCCCCCCCCCAAUUUAUAUUCGAUUUCACAUUUACUCAUUUUUCUUGAAACUUGAAUGUCUGAGAAAUAUGAAGACAUCCUGUUGUAUAACAUUGUACACCUUAUUUUAAUAUAGUAGAAUCUGAGACCAUAGAUAGGCUUUGUAAAUAUAAUUUUAGAGUACUGUCUUCUCCACAACCCCAUGCGAUCUCCAGGCUCACCAUGAAAGGCCUUGACCAGUCUCCUGCUCAGAAGCAGGUCUUUGCUUUUUCUACUGCAGCUGCAGGCAGCUCCGAGCUUCAAGUAUGAAAAUAAAAUAAAUCAAACUGCGGAUGUUGUUGCUUUGUGUUAAGCUUGUUUGUACGCUGCAUGGUACCUUUUUAUGUAAUGUGUGUAUAGUUAAUUGCACUAUUGUUUGUUUUUAACUAACUUGGAUGUGCAAUAAAAACUAUAAAUACUGUAUGUAAUUAAUAAAAAACAGCACCAUUUUAUCAUAUUUAGUUGUUGGUACUAUUGUUCGGCUUCAUUUCCUUUGUUUCAUUUUCAGAAAAUGUGCUUUCUUGUGCCUCGACUAGUGAAGCAGCGUAAGACUAUUGUUUUCGACCAGACAUUUUGUAAAAGGCUGAAGUUUGGCGCCAGCAGCAGAGCUGAGAGCUGCCUCCCCUAAAGCUUUCCUUGUUGAAAACAAUAGGUGGUUGAGCAAGCGCUGCUAAGUGCCUUGACGUUCCCCUGUGUCAAUGAGCCUUAACUGAAUUAGAUGAACAGCCACCAGAACACUGUUAAAAUAAAUGUCAUGCUAUAAUAUGGCAUGAUAUAAUGAUCAAAAAACGUAAUAGUAUGUUAUAAAAUUAUGGCCAAAAGAUGCCAUAGAAUAGCAUGUUAAUCAUGGUAACAGUAUAUUAUGUCUGGAAAUAUCAAGAAAACACCAUAUUAUAGUAUAUCAAAAAAAAUGUAAAUAGAAAAAAAAAAUGCCUUAGUAUAAUAUGUCGAAAAAGUAAAAAAAAGGGGUCAGAGUGAAGUUUGUCCAAAAAUGGCAAAAAAAAGUGGCAGAUUAGCAUAAUGAUCAUGGUAACAGUAUACUAUGUCUGAAAAUAUCAAGAAAACACCAUAUGUUGUUGAAAAACUGAAAAAAGUCAAUUAAAGUCUGCUGAUAUAUAUUAGAGCAUCAUAUUCCCAGAAAUGACAGAAAAACACCAUAUUAUGGGAUGUCCAAAAAGUAAAAUACUCAAGUAUGUCAAUUUGUCAAAAAUUGUCAUAUUUUAAGUAAACACUACAUUGUAGCUUGUCCAAAAAUUGAAAAAACAAAAACAAACCCUGCCAUAGUAUAGCAUAUCAAAAAUGAUCAUAGUGAAUUUUGUCCAAAAAACUGAGAAAAGCUGCUUUAAAGUUUUCUAAUGGGCCAGCCAAAUGGGUUAUAGGUAGGUGAUAUGACACUUAUUAGGGCCCGAGCAGGCAACGACCUGCGAGGUCCCUAUUGUAUUUCUAAUGAUUAUUUAUUUAUUUUUCUUAUUAUUUUUUUUUCUUCUUCCCAAAUGAUCGCAUUUUUCACUGCCUGAACAUACCCCAAAACUCAUGAAACUUUAAAUAUAAGUCAGACAUGGUAAAAAAAUCUAUUAUUAUCCUAAAUUUCCACCACUAGGUGGCGCUAUAAUAAAGGAAAGUGCGUUUAGGCUAAUAACUUCCACAUACUUUAUCAAACAUUCAAAAAGCUUAUAUCCACGCAUUCACUGAGUUGUGCUGAAUCUCGUGAUAUAGGCCACUCCCAUUUUCUCCUACCGUUUUUUUCCGCAAAUUCGCGAAAUGUCGCAAACCUACUUUUUCGAACUCCUAGGCAAUUUCAUCGUUUUGCACCAAACUUGCACACAGCAUCUAUGGACCCUCAUGACAAAAAGUUAUUAAAAGAAUUUUGAUAACCCAAAGAAUACUCACCAGUAAUGCGCUGUAAUUGUUUUGUGUACAAGGUCUCCACGUUGAGCUUUGGCUCACCAAUCAGUCUGCUAGACCACUUUACUAUUUGGUUGACUGAGUUUUUAUUUUUCAAUGAGAGGUUGCCGUCGGGGUGUGUGCGUUACAGGGGCCAGUCUAUACCACCCCUAUGAAUUUCAUUGCCUUAAGUGUUAUAGUGUGGCCACGGUACCAAAUAUGAAACUAGACUGCCACCACAGUGCCACCUAGGGGCAGAUCAAUAAAACCUUAAAGGGUUAUCCUCAGGAGGGCAUUGACAAUAAUUGUACCAAGUUUUGUAUAAUAAUGCACAAACUAUCCCUUUAAUCCUCAUACAGUGUCUGAAGGAGGACUCUUAACUGAUAUGUAUAAGUUAGAAGAGGCAGGUAGCAAUGGUGGAAAGUAACUAUGUACAUUUACUCAAGUACUGGACUGGAAUUUUUGAGGUACUUUUAUGUACAUUUUAUGUAACUUUCUACUUCUACUCCACUACAUUUUGAGACAUAUAUUGUACUUUUUAUUCCUCUACAUUUAGCUGACAGCUUUAGUUACUUUUUAGGUCAAGAUUUAAAAUGCAAAACAUGAUACAUUUAAAAUGAUUACCCAUUUUUAUAAAUUAAACCACUUAAAAGUUUAUUAGGUAGUUAAAAUGAGCGGAGUGGAGUCAUUUCACAGUGUGGUAUUAGUACUUUUACUGAAGUAAAGGAUCUGAACACUUCUUACACCACGGCCUUUUUUACUUCUUUACUCUCUUUUUUUUUUACUUUUUUCUACAUUUAUUUUUUUCUCUUUAUUUCUUUAUUUAAUUUUUAACUU